AUGGUCGGGAAAACGUCUUGUGCUGUAUGUAGUAAAAGUAACGGUGUGUGGAAAUGCCAAGGCUGUUCACAAGCAUUUUGCUCUGAACAUGUGAACUAUCAUCAACAAGAAUUAGCUGAACAAAUGGACGUUGUUGAAAAUGAACGCAAUCUUAUUCUACAGAUUCUCACUGAACACACGGCGACAUUCGAAAAAGAUGCAAUGAUAGAAAGAAUCAAUCAAUGGGAAAGAACAUCCAUUGAGACCAUUCGACGAGAAGCGACUGACGCACGAUUGAUGGUAUCAAAACACGCGAUUGAACGUAUAGAUGAACUGAAAAGUCGCUUGCAGAAGCUAACGGAAGAUCUAAGAAUCAAUCGAAACGAGAAUAAUUUUCACGAAACAGAUCUCUACCGAUGGAAGGCCGAUUUAACGCAAUUGAAAAAUGACGUACAAAGUAAAUUAAUCAAGAUGAAAAUUUCAAAAGAUUCUACGCCGCUUGUUUACAAGAUCAUUCUCGAACCUACAGUGCCGGAGAUAUCAAAGUCAGAGUUACCCUCUUCACCAGUGGGAAACUACAAGAGAUGGUCACGAAACGGUAUAACUAUCGCCGGUGAACAAGAGUCAGGAUGUCGAAUUACUCAGUUUUGUAAUCCAGUGCGAAUCUGCAUGGAUGAUAAUAAUCAAACGCUGUAUAUUGUUGAUCAUUGGAAUAAUCGUAUUAUGAAAUGGAAAUCAAAUGCUAUGUGCGACAUCAAUUCUGACCAAAGAUUAGAUCAAUUGAAUCGUCCAGGAGACAUUAUUAUCGACGAAUUAAACGAUAGUUUAAUUAUUAGUGAUGUCGGCAAUCGACGAAUAGUACAAUGGCCACGUCAUCAAAAUGAACCGAUCAAAGUAAUCAUUUCAGAUAUUGUAUGCCAAGGUUUAGCUAUGGAUAAUUGUGGCAAUCUUUAUGUGUCCGAUUAUGAGCGACAUGAAGUAAGACGAUGGCAAAUAGGUGAUGUUCGAGGAGUAUUAGUUGCUGGUGGUAAUAAGCGUGGCAGUGGCUUGAAUCAAUUAGAUUCACCGACAGGUAUCUUUGUUGACCAUGAACAAUCAGUUUAUAUUGCCGAUUAUUUUAACCAUCGUGUAAUGAAAUGGAAAGAGGGCAGUCAAGAAGGAACAAUCGUUGCUGGAAGUCAGACUGAAGGGAAUGGCUUAGCACAAUUAUCUGGUCCGAAUAGUAUUCUUGUUGAUCAAUCUGACACUAUCUACAUCGCCGAUACAAAUAAUCAUCGAGUUAUGCGUUGGUUAAAAAAUGCAUCACAAGGCACUGUAGUGGUUGGUGGUCAUGGACAUGGUGGGCAAUCCAAUCAACUUUAUAAUCCUCGAGGAUUAUUAAUGGAUCGAGAGAAUAACCUCUAUGUUGCCGAUAGUUCGAAUCAUCGAAUACAGAAAUAUCGGAUUGAAUCAAGUUGA
Adineta ricciae is the source of this 1437-nucleotide messenger RNA. The record is from the annotation of a GenBank genome assembly. NCBI's taxonomy places the organism in Eukaryota, Metazoa, Rotifera, Eurotatoria, Adinetida, Adinetidae.